AUGGGAUCAGCAGAUGAGGAAGAACUUGCCCAAGAAAGAGAGGUCAAGAAAAAGGCGACAGGGAAGGGAAAAGAGAAAUCAAGCCAGACUGAGCCCAUAAUCCCUUUCCCAGGCAGAAUGGCCAAAGAACAAGAGAAGGAAGAACUGAUUGAACUGGUGAAAAUUUUCAAAAAGGUGGAGGUCAAUAUGCCCCUUUUGGUCGCGCUACGCUCUAUGCCCAGAUGCGCGAAAUUUCUCAAGGAACUCUGCACUCGGAAGGUCAAAUACACUGAUGAUGCAAAAUUUCAAGUGGGCGAGUCCGUAUCCGCGGUCUUACAAAGAGAUAUGCCCAUAAAAUGUGGGGAUCCUGGCAUGUUCUACAUCCCAUGUGUAAUAGGAACCAUGAAGGUGGAGAAGGCAAUGCUCAAUUUAGGGGCAUCCAUCAACGUUAUGCCCUUAUCCAUGUACCAGGACCUGGAGAUAGGACCACUGAAGCCUACCCGAGUGGUAAUCCAAUUGGCAGAUCGGUCAAAUGUCUACCCAGAGGGAAUAUUGGAAGACGUUUUGGUCAAAGUGGAGGAACUCAUCUUUCCAGCGGACUUCUACAUUCUCGACAUGGGGAAGUCAAAAGCACGGGAUCCGGUUAUGCUUUUGGGCAGACCAUUUCUAAAGACUGCCAGGACUCGCAUUGAUUGUGAUACGGGCAAGCUAACAUGUCAGUUCGAAGGGGAGACAGUGACCUUCGACAUAUACAAUGCCAUGAAACAUCCAUCUGACACAGAGAUGGUGAAAAGUGUCGACAUGAUCGAGAAGGUUGUUGAGGAGGUUUUGCCCAGAACACCAUUCAAGGAGCCAUACGAUGCAAUAAUCCAGAAUGGCAUAAUCGAGGAGGACUUGCAAGAGGAAUCAUUGCAAGAGGCGGUGAAGAUGCUAAAUGCAUGGAGCGAAGGGGUCAACCACACUGAGGCUCUGAAAAUCCCUACCUUGAAGGAGGAAGACCGACUUGUGCCCUCGACCCAAAGGACACCCAAGCUCGAGCUGAAGUCUUUGCCCAAGCAUCUCAAGUAUAUCUUUUUAGGCGAUAAUGACACUUUGCCCAUAAUCAUCAAUUCAGAGUUAACACUCGAGGAUGAAAACAAAGUCAAGGAAACUUUGGUAAGCCCAGUACACGUUGUGCCCAAGAAGUCGGGCAUACAAGUGGUGGAAAAUGAAUUUCGGGAAUUGAUUGCUACAAGAUUACAAACCGGCUGGAUGGUGUGUAUUGAUUACUGCAAACUUAACCAGAAGACAAGAAAGGAUCACUUCCAUUUGCCUUUCAUCGAUGAGAUGCUGGAAAGACUUGCGGGGAAUCAAUAUUUUUGCUUUCUGGAUGGAUACUCAGGGUAUAUGCAGAUUUAG
Messenger RNA from Salvia miltiorrhiza (redroot sage), 1377 nucleotides. RefSeq lists its product as uncharacterized. The transcript has a single exon. The record is from RefSeq and is a predicted model, not a curated record. Bases 1 to 1377 code for a protein of 458 amino acids. NCBI's taxonomy places the organism in Eukaryota, Viridiplantae, Streptophyta, Magnoliopsida, Lamiales, Lamiaceae.